UAGGGCGACGGAGACUGAAGCGACGCUGCGGCCGCCGUUUCACACUGAGAAGUACUACACGGAAGCAGGAUUGUUGUUGAGUGAGCAGGAGUGUGAACGAGUUCAAAAAGAACUCAGUCGCAGAGAGACAGACAGUGGCAAUGAUAGUACGAUUCUUGUCUGCAAUCCAAACUGCAUAAACGUAUUUGAAAAGCUGGAAAAAGAAAAUAACAAGAGAGAGUAAUCUGCCAUUUACUUCAACAUUUAGAUGGAUGUGAAAGAGGAGAUGUGUGAGGCUGACACGAAUAUCAUGGAGCAAAGGACCAUAAACGUUAAGGAGGAGGACUGUAAAUGGGAGAGUGUCCACCCUAAACAGGAAAGUAUGGGCAUUAAGGAAGAGGACGGUGAAGUGGGGUCAGUGAGUAUUAAAGAGGAGGUUGAAGAGAAGUGUGUCAGCACUGAAAUGCACAACUAUAGAAGUUUGGAAAGUGUCAAGGAAGAUGACCUUUAUUAUGGUGUAGUGACCGGGUUAGUCCCUUCACAAAGCAGACCCUCUUCAUCGCCAGAAUCUUCUGUUAAUGUAAAAUUUGAAUCAUUACAGUCUAACACAAAGGGCACUGAAGACAUUUUCUCACCUAGAACUCAGGAAGGUCAGUCACCACCUACAGCAUCAACUAAAACAAGAAUCAAACUUCACAGCUGUUCUGAAUGUGGCAAACAAUUUUCUGGCAUGAGUAAACUCCAGCGCCACCAAAGAAUUCACACAGGGGAGAAGCAGUUUGACUGUAAUAAAUGUGGAAAACACUUUGCAAAAAGAUGCAAUCUUCAGAGCCACCAAAGAAUUCACACAGGAGAGAAGCCGUAUUGCUGUUCUGAAUGUGGAAAACAAUUCUCUCACAGAAGUACUCUUCAGAAACACAUUAAAACUCACACAGGAGAGAAGCCACAUUGCUGUUCUGAGUGUGGAAAAAAAUUUUCACGGCGAAGCCAUCUUCAGAACCACCAAAGACUUCACACAGGUGAGAAGCCAUAUUGCUGCACUGAAUGUGGAAGGGCAUUCUCUCAUAGUAGUACUCUUCUGACACAUAUUAAAACUCACACAAGAGAGAAGCUGUAUUGUUGUUCUGAAUGUGGCAAAAAUUUUUCACGGAGAAGCAAACUUCAGAGACACAUAAGAAUUCACACAGGGGAGAAGCCAUAUUACUGUACUGAAUGUGGUAAACAGUUCCAACACAGUAAUAGUCUUCUGAGGCACAUUAAAGCUCACUCAGGAGAGAAGCCAUAUUGCUGUUCUGAAUGUGGCAAGCGGUUUUCACGAAAAAACAGCAUUUAUUCUCACAAAAGAAUUCACACAGGAGAGAAGCCGUAUUGCUGUUCUGAAUGUGGUAAACAGUUUUCACGUAGAGACAAUCUUGAGCGCCACAAAAGAAUUCACACAAGAGGUGGGUUUGGAUUAGAAAGACGCACCAAAAUAACAUUCAUUAAUGGAAAAUUGAAAUCAACCUUGUUGAAGGUUAUCCAAUAAGAGAACUUGACCAAGGGGACACUUAAGAAGUACAUAGGAACUGACAAGAGUGCAGAUAUAAGCCAUAAAGAGAAGAUAUUGAAGACCAGCAGUGAAUACACAAGAAGGGUAAAAAUGAGCCUUAGAAGGUCCAUGACAGCGAGGAACAAAAUACAAGCAGUUAAUCAGCUAGUUAAACAAGUCAUGUCAUACAGCUUUGGGAUCAAAGACUGGCCACAAAAAGACCUCAAUAGUCUGCAUAUAAAAACAAAGUUGCUUCAUGCCAACUGACUGAUAUACAAAAACAAUGCAUGCCAAGGCUUUACGUUCCUAGCGCAGGAAGAGAAAUGCGCCAAAUGGAAGAAGAUUGCAUAGACAGAUCUUUAAUCAUAGGACUGCAGACAUUCCUUCUCCGCUCACAGGAUUACCACAUUUGUAAAAUAUCACAGUCUCAAUUGGAAAGCCAAGAUCAACUUUUAUCAUAAAGCUUUGUUAAACAAUUCACAAAACUAAAGCAAAAUCCCCCGAAGAUUUUCCCAGUGUGGCGUGACAUAAUUUUGUGAAAAAUAAAAAAGAA
Molecule: messenger RNA, 2060 nt
Organism: Erpetoichthys calabaricus (reedfish)
Lineage: Eukaryota; Metazoa; Chordata; Cladistia; Polypteriformes; Polypteridae
Product: gastrula zinc finger protein XlCGF52.1-like
Exons: 4
Coding region: 248-1504 (418 amino acids)
Biological process (GO): regulation of transcription by RNA polymerase II; central nervous system development
Cellular component (GO): nucleus
Molecular function (GO): DNA-binding transcription factor activity, RNA polymerase II-specific; RNA polymerase II cis-regulatory region sequence-specific DNA binding
Source: RefSeq, a predicted model, not a curated record